Messenger RNA from Acanthosepion pharaonis, 483 nucleotides. The record is from the annotation of a GenBank genome assembly. Lineage: Eukaryota; Metazoa; Mollusca; Cephalopoda; Sepiida; Sepiidae.
AUGAACAAUAUUUUCGCUUAUCUCAAUCGUGCUUCGUUCAUAUCUCUCCUCUCUCUUUUCGUUUCACUCUCUUCUUCUCACUUCUUUUCUUCUCGUCUUCUGUCCUCUCUCCCAUUUAUAUUAUUUUUCCUCUCCAAUUUUCAUCUCCCUCGUCGUCCUCUUCCAACUACCGCUCUUGCCUACACCCCCAAUACACACACUAUUUUUUCACCUACCUCGUCUUCGCCUUCUUUCUCAAUUACGCAUUUCUUUCGUUUUCUCCCCAACACUUUCCCACGAUUUGACUGUCAGUCUCAUUACAAUUCUACACUCCUUCUUCCACACCUAUACACACCUAACUACCUACUACUGGCUUCUCUAUCUAUCUAUCUAUCUAUCUAUCUAUCUAUCUAUCUAUCUAUCUCUAUCUCUGUUUCACUCGCACACGUACACACUCUCUCUCUCUAUCUAUCCUCAUACAUAUAUAGUUGUAUGAGAGGUUAA